GGCUAUCACAUCAACCCGCGGUUUUUGCCGCGAACCGCAAUCCGCCCGUGCGGCAGCCAUGGCGUCGCCCACACUUAUAAAAGGGCCCUGCCUCUCCAGCUUUCCCUCCUCAAGGCUCACCUCCUCCUCUUCCCUCUCCGGCAUCUCCAUCUCUCAGCUCCUCUGCUAGCUCGAGCUGCUCUUCCCGGAUCCUAGCCACAUUUCUUGGUUCUGAUCUCUCUCGGGUUGUUUUGAAAUUUUCUUUGGUUCAAUUGCCAUGGCCGCGCAAUCUUGGAGGUCCUUCAUGUGCUGCGGCGGCGGCGCUGCCGUCCACGACGACGACGACUCGGCGCCGAGGCGGCGGAGGAUCGCGCGCAGGGGGGACAGCCCGAGGUCGUCGUCGAGGAUGUCGUUCACGAGCCUCAGCUCGUCGGGGACGCUGUCGCCGGAGGACCUGUCGCUGACGCUGUCCGGCUCGAACCUGUACGCCUUCACCUACGCCGAGCUCCGCGCCGCGACGGGCAGCUUCUCCCGCGCCAACUACCUCGGCUGCGGCGGGUUCGGCCCCGUCUACAAGGGCGCCGUCGACGACGGCCUCCGCCCGGGCCUCGCCGCGCAGGACGUCGCCGUCAAGUACCUCGACCUGGACUGCGGCACGCAGGGCCACAAGGAGUGGCUGGCCGAGGUGUUCUUCCUUGGGCAGCUGAGGCACAAGAACCUGGUGAAAUUGAUUGGUUACUGCUAUGAAGCCGAGCAUCGGAUGCUGGUGUACGAGUACAUGAGCGGCGAGAGCUUGGAGAAGCAUCUCUUCAAAACUGUCAAUGGUUCUCUUCCAUGGAUGACAAGGAUGAAGAUUGCCCUCGGCGCGGCGAAAGGCCUCGCAUUCCUCCAUGAUGCCGAUCCGCCGGUGAUCUACCGCGAUUUCAAGGCAUCCAACAUCUUACUUGACCUGGAUUACAAUACCAAGCUGUCCGACUUUGGCCUAGCUAAGGAUGGGCCCCAGGGUGACGCUACGCACGUAACGACACGUGUCAUGGGAACACAUGGAUAUGCAGCUCCUGAGUACAUCAUGACGGGGCAUUUAACAGCUAAGAGCGAUGUGUAUAGUUUUGGAGUGGUAUUGUUGGAACUUCUCUCGGGGCGAAAGUCAGUGGACCGCUCUCGACGCCCGAGAGAACAAAGCCUGGUGGAUUGGGCUAGACCAUACCUCAAGUGGGCCGAUAAAUUGUACAAGGUUAUGGACCCUGCUCUCGAGUGCCAGUACUCGUGCCAGGGUGCUGAGGUGGCGGCAUUGGUGGCGUACAAGUGUCUGAGUGAGAACCCUAAGUCCAGGCCCACAAUGAGGGAGGUUGUCAAAGCCCUGGAGCCUGUGCUUGGCAUGGAUGACUUCUUCCCAGUUGGCCCAUUUGUCUUCACUGUCAUUGUGGAGGACGAGAAGGUGGUUAACAUGAAGGUGGACAUGAAGGUUGAGGUUGAGGAGAAGAAAAACACUCACCAAAACCAUCAGGACAGGCAUCGACAGAAGUACCCAGACUCGGCGAUUCACGCUGGCAUUGUGCUGCAUGACCGUGAUGGUGUCAUCGGAGGAGGGUACACCGGUGCGCUGCGACGACACCGGAGGACGGCGAGCUACAACAAGGAGAGGGGAGCAUAGGAAUAGAGGUGGGGAACAGAGUAGGAGAAAAAGGUCAUGCAUGUACAUAUGCUGGUGAGGGUGUGGCAGAAUGCCACAUUUGAUUGGGUUUAGUUUUUGGUGUUGUCAUUUUUUAGCUUUCUUCUUGAUGGUGACAGUGGGUGGGUGUAAGAUAAUACAGGAAUGCAAAAUAGUGUGAUGAAAAGUUAGGCUUGGAUUUGCAAGGAUUGUUGGAUGUUGUACGCAAUCAAA
Oryza sativa Japonica Group (Japanese rice) is the source of this 1864-nucleotide messenger RNA. Its product is annotated as serine/threonine-protein kinase RIPK. Lineage: Eukaryota; Viridiplantae; Streptophyta; Magnoliopsida; Poales; Poaceae. Gene Ontology annotation, molecular function: protein kinase activity; ATP binding. Gene Ontology annotation, biological process: protein phosphorylation. The record is from RefSeq and is a predicted model, not a curated record.